UCAUGUGAGCUUUCUAUAGCACAAAAAACAAUGAGAAGAUUAGAUAACCAAUUGUUUUAACUUUUAGUUCAGUUUUUACAAAUAACAGACUGCAUCUAAUUAACGUAUACGCAUGUUCAAAAAUGAUAAAUAAAUACUUGGGGGAAAAUAAAAUAUUUCCUAGACAAAGUGAACCAGCGCAAGAAAAUAGUGUGCAAUGGUAUUAUAUAGUUCCGUCUGUAUCUCUCGCCGUUGUACUUCUAGUUGUUGUAGUCUUGGUUGUACGGAAGUGUAUCGGUUCGAGAAAUCUUAGAAAAGUGAACACCAAGUUUACAGCGUCAAAUACAGAUCCAAACUCCCCAGAAUACAUUUAUCGGCAUGUUUACCAGAACCAUAAGAACCCCAUAUAUUUAGUGCCAUACAGCGCAUUACCUGAAAAUUUUGAUUUUUCCCGCUCAGACAUUACAGUGAGAGGGGAUUACAUCAUUUUGAAGGAUUUGCAUGUUCUGGAACAACCAGUGAUACGUCCCCCUUCAACACCAACUACUCCAGUAUCAGCCUCGUUCCCCCAGAUACACUUUGAGGGAUACCAGAGGCAGCCGCCAUAUAACCCAAAUGUAUAUUAAUAUUUUAUAUUGUUAUUUUGUAGAUACUCACAAAACCGCAAAAACUAUUUUAUAAGUUUUUAUAAUGAUAUUUUGAAUAUUAGUAAGUAAUUUUUAAUCGUUUAUAUUAUAACAAUAUUUAUUUUAAUGUUAAGGAAAUGUUCCCCAAUCAAGGAUAUGAGAAAUAUACUCGAUACACAAACAAA
This is a messenger RNA of Anoplophora glabripennis (Asian longhorned beetle), 790 nucleotides long. RefSeq lists its product as uncharacterized. Lineage: Eukaryota; Metazoa; Arthropoda; Insecta; Coleoptera; Cerambycidae. The record is from RefSeq and is a predicted model, not a curated record. The transcript is spliced from 4 exons. The coding region runs from base 123 to 605 and encodes 160 amino acids.